This is a messenger RNA of Dendroctonus ponderosae (mountain pine beetle), 1861 nucleotides long. RefSeq lists its product as uncharacterized. Lineage: Eukaryota; Metazoa; Arthropoda; Insecta; Coleoptera; Curculionidae. The record is from RefSeq and is a predicted model, not a curated record.
UGGAAAACCAGCGCGAAGAAUCCAAACAAUUGAAUAAUCGCACUCUCUCUCGCGAGCUCGCAGCAGGCCGUGCUGCUGAUGUAGGUUUUCGUGUUUGUGCGGAAAUUCGUUUUUUUUGAAGCUGCGGAAAAUGUGGAUUUUCCCUCGACCCUGUGCGCUUGGCAGUUGCCCGACGUGUUACCAGAAGAGCUGCAAGAGGAUCAUCCAGUAACUUCAAAGUGCAAAGUGUCGGUUGAUUGUGACCAAAAGUUGAAUGGCGAAUAAUGACAAAAGUUUGUUGUUCCUGCUGGACACGUUGCCAGGCGUUUAACGGAUAAAGUGUUAGUUGGUGCAAGAUCUGCUCAUCCCCAUUGGGCUGGGCAUCGUGGACUCGCGGUUUUGCCGCUGGGUCAGCAACGUCUACCGUUGCUCUGCCAAGCACACUGAGGAAAAGCUGCCGCAAGUGGGCUUGGAUGGAAAGUUCCGCCCCUUUGGGCUGGCCAGCCAGCCGCCGAGCCUGGACCUGCAUCCAGAGCGCGCAAAAACCCUUCAACAAGUCGAGCAUCGGUUCCCGAUCACCAACGGCUCCCUCUACACCAGCAUCGAUGGGCGCCUUCCGGUCAUCCACAACUACCGCAGGCACAAAGAGUUCCGAACAGGCACACUGCGGCAGCAGCAGCAAGACCUGCUGAGCUCCAAUGUGGCCUUGCACUCCUCCCACCUCAAGAGGCGGGACCUGGAUGGGGCUGCGCCUCACCAGUACUCCAGCUGCCCCAAUUGCCAGGCGGAUCAGUGCCCCAGCCACUCUGAUCUGCACCAUUUGAUGACGCCCCAGUACGUCCACCGCAAGCUGAGCUUUCUGGACGCCGCUCAGAACAACGUUUUCGCCUCUAAUGGCGAACGCAGGCCGGACGCUGGCCUGGAGAUGCCCACUCAACAAGCCGGCCUUUUCAUGGGCAACAGACGGUUGCAAAACACUCAGAACUCGUUGCAACGCAACCAGAUCCGCAUCGAGACCAACAGGCAGAAGAACCCGGUGACGCAGAAGCGGCUCAGCCAGAGCCAGGAGAGCAUCAACCGUCUGUACGAGUCGAGGAUUGGCGGCAGCAUCUUCUACCAUAAGUCGGAGAUGAACGUGUCGAAGCCCAGCUUCAACCUCAACGCCGACUUGAACCAGCACAUGAUCAGAAACUCUCGGAACCUGUUGCGGUUGAACAAGAUGAGGCUCAGUCGGAGCGAGGACUCGUUGACGGACAUCCAGGUGGAAGCCCCGAUGGUCCCCAGCCAGCCAAAGCCUGCCUACCAGGGCUCCGCCCAGUACUCCUCUGACGACGAGGAGUACUAUUUCCCCAAAGAGUACGACUCGAUGAGCUCGAGCAACUCAAUCACCACUGAGGCCAACUGCGACUUUGAAUUUUUCCAAGCAACGAAGCCCAAAGAAGCGGAAAAGCCCAAGCAUGUCUCCCACACGAAAAUCACCAGAUCCUCCUCCAGGAGAUCGCUGGAAAGCUUCCAGACCUACAUAGAGGAGUCGGGCCUGCAGGCCCCACCAGAGCAGGACGAAAAUCAGCACAUCAGCCGCGUGGUGGUUUUGCACCGAUCCAACUCCUACACCACGCUGGAGGACCGGAAGAAGAACAGGGGCAAAUCAAAUCGGGGGCUCAGUCGCAACGACUCGAAGCUGUCGCAAAAGAAAAUCAAGUCGGUGGAGUAUCUGCCGGGCAACAGUGUGUGCGUGGAGGACGUGAAGAACAAUAACAAUGUGAAUCUGCAGGAUUUCAAAAAGGUUUUCAUCUCGGACUUCAUUUAGACCUGCUCCCUAGCGGGGGGCGUGUACAUAGCAGGAUUAAGAUUUUGAAGAAUAUAAUUAUGUUUCCUUUGA